AUGGAAAACAGUAUUACAAACCCAUUUCUUCUCGAAUUUCAGGAUGAGUUUCCAGAAGAGCUGAGGAAGAAAGUCGUAAUUUUACAAUGUGAAUCUGUGAAAGGCACCUGCAAUGUUUAUUUGGUUGGAACAUGUCAUAUCUCUUCACAAUCUUGCAAGGAUGUUGAAGCAAUCAUUGGCUUCUUGAAACCAGAUGUUGUAUUCCUAGAGCUCUGUGAAACCAGAUCUCACAUCAUGGAUCCUCAAACACCUAGAAUUUUAGAGGUGCCUAGAUUUACCGAUGCCAUGGUUGCUAUGUGGAAGAGUAACAAUUUUAAUACCUUCGAAAUUCUUGCAAGCUUGAUUACGGCAAAGGUUGCAAAAAAACUUAAAGUUUUUCCUGGCUCUGAGUUCCUAAGUGCAUACAGAGAAGCAAAGAAAUAUGGUGGUGAGGUGAUAUUGGGUGACAGACCUAUUGAGAUAACUGACCAAAGGACAUGGUCAAAGAUGAGCUUUUGGUAUAAAGCUAAGUUUGUUUUCUUCUCUCUAUUACUGUUAGCUAUUGUGCCCUUAGUAUCAGUAGAUGUGGAUGCAAGUGAUGGAAAUAAUCAAGAUAUAGAGAGGGAAUUCCCAAGUAUAGCACAAACACUUAUUCAUGAGAGGGAAGUUUAUAUGGUCUCUAGAUUAUUUGAAGUUGCAAAGAAAUGUAAAUCAGUUGUAACAGUUGUUGGAAGGGGCCAUGUUGCUGGCAUUCAAAAAAACUGGAAUAAACCCAGUUCAAUAGAAUCUUCAAUGGAAGUUAAGGCUGCACCAUCUUCAUCAGCUGUGAAGCUUUGGACUUCACUUGCUAUGGUUGCUGUUGGAAUUGCCGUUUUCUCUGUUGAAGCAUUGAGAAUAGUAUGGUGGGCAAUUCAUUAG
Cryptomeria japonica (Japanese cedar) is the source of this 897-nucleotide messenger RNA. RefSeq lists its product as uncharacterized. NCBI's taxonomy places the organism in Eukaryota, Viridiplantae, Streptophyta, Pinopsida, Cupressales, Cupressaceae. The record is from RefSeq and is a predicted model, not a curated record. Bases 1 to 897 code for a protein of 298 amino acids. The transcript has a single exon.